AUGGGCAGGGAGGUGGAGCUGGUUGAGCUUCGUUUUGAGGAGACCUAUCCGCUGCGUGAGGGCGUUCUAUGGCCCGGGAGGCCUGACCUAGCAGCUCUCGACUGCGACCCUCAGGGGAAGCAUUGGGGAGUGCGACGGACAUCCGGCGAGCUGGUGUCUGUGAUCUCUGUGUUUGUGAGCCCUGACGGCCGCGAGGCUCAGUUCAGGAAGUUUGCUACGGCUGUGGAGUGCCAGGGCCAAGGCCUGGGCUCUUUGCUCCUGCAGCAUGUGAUUCAGCAAGCACGGCAGCAAGGAGUGCAGCGCUUGUGGUGCAACGCCCGCUCCAACCAGGCGAGUUUCUACGAAAAGCGAGGCAUGCAGCUGGACGGCGAAGCUUUCCUCAAGAAUGGGGUAGAGUACAUUUGCAUGGAGAUGCAGCUCUGUCCAAUGGACAGCUGA
This is a messenger RNA of Effrenium voratum, 438 nucleotides long. NCBI's taxonomy places the organism in Eukaryota, Dinophyceae, Suessiales, Symbiodiniaceae. The record is from the annotation of a GenBank genome assembly.